Molecule: messenger RNA, 2343 nt
Organism: Stereum hirsutum FP-91666 SS1
Lineage: Eukaryota; Fungi; Basidiomycota; Agaricomycetes; Russulales; Stereaceae
Exons: 20
Coding region: 508-1893 (461 amino acids)
Biological process (GO): DNA repair
Source: RefSeq, a predicted model, not a curated record
GUGAAAGGUUAUCUCCUGAGCGCUUUUGCGUCUAGUCGCGAUGUCUUCGAGCAUAACGGCAAACUGAUCAUAUCUCAUGGAGGAGGCAAGGCUGAGGCUGUUCACUCUCGCAGCGGUCAGCUGCAUACACAAGCUGCGGGUGAUCAGCUCGCAGAGGACAAGUCCAUUCGCGCUCUUCUCAACAACUACGAGAACAGGCAGCCGCUCGUGAUCGUCGCGGACGAUAAGUACAGGCUGUUCCCGUACGAUUUGGAUGUGAAAGGUUAUACGUAUGUUGUGCUUGGCUGGUAUCAGAUAACUCAUGCGUGGGCUGAGUGUCAGAGGGUAGGCAGCAGUGAGAAGGGCGUAGUGAGAUGGAAAUUCGCGUUUCAAUGGUGCGAGGAGCAAGGACUGCCUUGGUGGUGUAAAAAAGAUCCAACUUGCGUCGACCAGCCAGCCAGCCUUGCCAUACCACCCACGUUCGUUGACAAGUCGAAUGAGCUUGUUCAGGAUGCGAAAGCGAACGAAAUGGACAGCGACGCUCCUAUCAAGUCCCUCGCUUUCGUUUCAGCUGACAAGGCCAAGUCUCUGGACAUGGAAUUGAGAUGGGCUAAGAGAGCAAAGAGGUCUGACACAGUGAUUUCCAGGAAAGUGUCUGUGAAGCAAAUGUACCUCUAUCCGACCAUCCCUCAGCACAUUUGUCUGUCUUGCAACCGAACCUCCUCCCUGGUUUACCUUGACGCAGCCAUGUGUCUGAACCCAACGUGCACGAUGUUCUGGCGCACUGGCGAGGACCACGGAGCUCCUCAGAAGCUCGAGUACAACCCAGAAUUUCUCGACCUUUUGAAGUUGCCAUUGGGUGAAGACGCUGCGAUACCUGAUCUUCGCCCCUUGCCACCUAAUAUAUCUAAAGGUGACACUUUGACGCAGACACGGGGAAUGCAUUGUCGUCAAUGUGGAAGAUUUUCUUCUCGUUGCAAGUGGGAAUGCUGGGAGUGUAAGUCAUGUGGAUCUCAAAUCAAGGCCCCCAUGGGCAUCAGGGAGCACAAACACUUCUGGACGCUGGAUUCGUCGGACGCCAUCUCCAAAGUUCCGAUGCCUGAUAAAGGCGUCCUGAAACUGUCAGCAUUGAGGUGGUUUAUGGAGGACGGCAAGAAGUGCUCUGUCUUUCUUCGGACGUACAAACUACCUAUGACCGAAGGCGCCAAGAUCCAUGUCAUCAGUCCCAAUGGUGCAUGGGCCAACGACAGGGCGCACAAAAUAUUUCGUGACUAUCAAGAGCAGGCCACUGAUGGGACGUUGAAACUACGCCGAGCGAGUUUGCAGGCUCAUAAAUGCAGAGGCCAGCUUCUUUCCAACUACUUCUCACAGAACAGUGGUGCUCCGUAUCAGUAUAUCAGUGGAACAGAAGGCACUGUCCCCCUAGACCGCGCAGCGUCAGCUGUCGUCGAUGCUCUGCAGUUGAUCCAUGACCGGGUGAACCAGGUGCUUAAGCUCAGCACGCCGGCGACAUUUAACGAGAUUCUGACUGCGGCAUACAUGGAGAGGCAGAAGAUGUCUUUCCAUUCCGAUGCCGAGCCCGGCCUCGGACCAAUCGUCGCUUCUCUAUCCCUCGGUGCGCCGGCGAAGAUGCAUUUCCGGUUGCACCACAAGCACCAGACGGCCUCUGUGGCGAACUCGAAGGGAUCCAAGAACGCAUUGACGAUUGUGCUGAAGCAUGGAGACGUCUGCGUUCAGGAAGGUUAUGACGUGCAGACCCUCUACGAACAUACCGUCGUCCCCGCCAACUUCCGUAUCGCCGCUACUGCUCGCUUCAUCGACGCUUCCGUAAACUCUGCAAGUGCUGCUCGUUCAUCUUCAGCGCAAGUGAGCCGCCGAAGCGCGUCCACUCAGCCUCGUACUGGCCCUUUCUGAACCAUGCUAUGACCUCUAUCCGUUUUGAUAUGCUAAAGUCUACCUUGCUAUCCGUGCUAUCCUCCAUGCAUCCUUGCUAUGAUAUCGUUGUAUAUACGACCCAUGUUUAUUGGAUAUACGUAUUUCUUGGUGGUAGACAGAAUGAAUGAGCAAACACCGAUCCCAAUACACCUAUCCGACGAACUUCGACCGAUCUUAUACUUUCUCAGUAACGGCCCUUGGGAGGAGGUGGCGGAACAAGGUACUGCUGCUGCUGGGGGGGUGGAGCAUGCCCAGGAAUCAUGAUUUGUGCCUUCUGCCUCCCAUAAAACGCAAACAGGUCCGCGAUCUGCUGCUCCAUUGCCUGUCGUUCGCGUUGGAGCCUACUGACAUCUUGGGUCAUGAGCAUGACUUCGCGCGUGAGCUCCUUCUUGAACUCCUGAACAUGGACUCCGAUGUUGAUAGCUGUAG